This is a messenger RNA of Zea mays, 1863 nucleotides long. RefSeq names its product histone acetyl transferase GNAT/MYST 101. Gene Ontology annotation, molecular function: protein binding; histone H3 acetyltransferase activity. The record is from RefSeq and is marked provisional. Lineage: Eukaryota; Viridiplantae; Streptophyta; Magnoliopsida; Poales; Poaceae. Gene Ontology annotation, biological process: chromatin remodeling; positive regulation of transcription by RNA polymerase II. Gene Ontology annotation, cellular component: histone acetyltransferase complex.
AUCUGCCGAAGAACCCUACCACCCAACGUUCUAGAACUUCCCCUCUUUCCCCGCAUGGACGGCCUCGUGGCGCCGUCGCCAUCCCACUCCGGCGCCACCUCCGGCGGCGGGGCCUCCCACCGCAAGCGGAAGCUCCCGCCGUCGUCGCUCUCCGACGCCACCGGCGACGAGGACGACGACACCACCGCUCCGUCAUCCCCCUCCACGGCCCCAUCCUCGCCCUCUCGCCCGUCAUCUCCAUCUUCUUCGCACUCCGACGAUGACGACGACGACUCGCUCCACACGUUCAAUGCCGCGCGCCUCGACGGCGCGCCGAGUGGGGGCUCUGCGUCCGGCCGUCCUCCUAAGCCGGAUUCCUCAUCAGUGUCUGCUGCUGCGGCGGCAGCCGCGGCUGCGGUGGGUGGAGGACCUAAGCCGGAGCCCGGCUCGGCGAACGCCGGCGACGGGAAGGAGGACACAAAGGGGCUGUUCACGGACAACCUCCAGACCAGCGGCGCGUACAGCGCCCGUGAGGAGGGCCUCAAGCGCGAGGAAGAUUCAGGAAGGCUGAAGUUUCUCUGUUAUUCUAAUGACGGCGUUGAUGAACACAUGAUAUGGUUGGUAGGGUUGAAGAAUAUCUUCGCCCGACAGCUUCCUAAUAUGCCCAAAGAAUAUAUUGUACGCCUUGUCAUGGAUAGAACUCACAAGUCAAUGAUGGUUAUCAGGAACAAUAUUGUCGUGGGGGGCAUUACUUAUCGCCCUUAUGCAAGCCAGAGAUUUGGAGAAAUAGCGUUUUGUGCUAUCACAGCUGAUGAGCAAGUUAAAGGCUAUGGAACAAGAUUAAUGAAUCAUUUGAAACAACAUGCACGGGAUGCUGAUGGGCUCACACAUUUCUUAACCUAUGCUGAUAACAAUGCUGUUGGCUAUUUUGUAAAGCAGGGUUUCACAAAGGAGAUCACAUUGGACAAAGAAAGAUGGCAAGGGUACAUUAAAGAUUAUGACGGAGGAAUAUUGAUGGAGUGUAAAAUUGACCCAAAGCUGCCAUAUGUUGAUGUGGCAACAAUGAUUCGACGUCAAAGGCAGGCCAUUGAUGAGAAGAUCAGAGAGCUUUCUAACUGCCAUAUUGUUUAUUCAGGAAUUGAUUUUCAAAAGAAAGAAGCUGGCAUUCCAAGAAGACUGAUAAAGCCAGAAGAUAUCCCUGGUCUCAGGGAAGCUGGGUGGACGCCUGAUCAAUUGGGGCAUUCUAAAUCACGAUCAUCAUUCUCCCCGGACUAUAAUACUUACAGGCAACAGCUUACUACCCUUAUGCAGACAGCGCUGAAGAAUCUGAAUGAACAUCCUGAUGCUUGGCCAUUCAAAGAGCCUGUGGAUUCACGGGAUGUUCCAGACUAUUAUGAUAUCAUCAAAGAUCCUAUUGAUUUAAGAACAAUGUUAAGAAGAGUCGACUCGGAACAAUAUUAUGUGACCCUAGAGAUGUUUGUAGCCGACAUGAAGAGAAUGUUCAGCAAUGCAAGAACUUACAAUUCUCCAGAUACUAUCUAUUACAAAUGUGCGACACGGCUUGAAAACUUCUUCUCGGGCAGAAUUACUGUACUGCUUGCACAACUCUCAACCAAGAGCUAGGCUGGCGUGGGCUCACUGGACUGGGCACUACUGUCGCAUGUUGUAAAAUUAUUAUUGGCUCACUGGACUGGACACUACUGUCGCAUGUUGUAAAAUUAUUAAGUUGUAUUGAUAUAGUUGUCACCUUGCUGAAUGUUCGGCACGGUGAUGAACUUUUAGUUUAGCAUUAUUUUAACCAGGAGGGACACUGAUUGAUCUUUACAUUUCGGUCUCAACCUGGCCGGCCUAAUAAUAUAGAUUGAGGAGAUUCUUCAGUUUCUA